Glycine soja is the source of this 1364-nucleotide messenger RNA. RefSeq lists its product as uncharacterized. NCBI's taxonomy places the organism in Eukaryota, Viridiplantae, Streptophyta, Magnoliopsida, Fabales, Fabaceae. The coding region runs from base 263 to 898 and encodes 211 amino acids. The transcript is spliced from 5 exons. The record is from RefSeq and is a predicted model, not a curated record.
CCUAAUGCUUUGUUGGUUACAAUUAUGCUUUACUUUAUUUAAUUUACUCCUCGUGAAAAAAGUGAGCAGAAGCGUAGAACUUCUACCUUAUUAUUUAAACUGCUGGUUGCUUGCAAGCAAGAAACCGGGAGAGAGAAAAAGGAGAACCUUCUUUUCUCUCUGUUUUGUUGUUAUUCUUAUUUCAGACCUAAAAACCAAAAGCACCGAUUCUGCUUUCUAGAAUUACAUCAUCGUAUCAAGAAAACCUUGGAACUACACGAAAAUGGUGUCGGCGAACAAGGAGAUGGUCGUGUACUGCUUCGACACCCUCCUCGCUCACUACAACAGCACGGAAGCUCCUUCCCCUGCCUUCGAUCAGGCUCAACAUCCAUUGUUUGUUACAUGGAAGAAAGUGGUGAAUGGUGGAGAUCCUCGUCUUCGGGGUUGCAUCGGAACUCUGGAAGCACGCAGCUUGAUCAAUGGGCUCAAAGAUUAUGCACUGACCAGUGCCCUCAGGGACCGGAGAUUUCCACCCAUACAGGCUAAUGAGCUGCCGCUUUUGGAGUGUACAGUGUCUCUUCUUACUGACUAUGAAGCUGCUAACCAUUACCUUGACUGGGAGAUAGAAAAGCAUGGUAUAAUUAUUGAAUUUUCUGAUCCUGUCUAUAACACAAGGCGUAGUGCUACAUACCUGCCUGAAGUGGCUGCCAAUGAAGGUUGGACAAAAACAGAAGCCAUUGAUUCCUUGAUACGUAAAGCAGGGUACAAUGGUCCAAUAACCGAUGAACUUAGGAUGCAAAUACAACUAACCAGAUACCAAAGCACCUUAUUUACCAUGCACUAUAGUGAAUAUGUCUCCUAUGUGAAGGAGAGAAGAGGUGAAGCUCCUAUUCUUUCAGCUAAAUCACCCAACUAUUGAAUAUGCAACCUACCUUUCUUAAGGCUGCCUAAUUUCUUUACUAAAAGAAGAAUUCUGUUUCCAAAUGAAUUAAAAAAUAAAAACGAAAACCCACUUGCCUAGGGUUGGAAUCAAUUUAUUUGUCUAACCCGAACUACUGAAGUGAUUGGUGCAACUUUCUAUGCUCUUCAAAUUUGUGUGAUUUUGAAGAGACUAAGAACAUUGAACUCAGUUCCUGGGAAUGUCCACUACCACUGCAGUUUAUGAAACUGCUGCACUGUUGAACAUUUUUUAUGUCAAUCUUAUUGGUAACUGGAAUUUCAAUUUCUCCAAUGUUGACAAAUAUAUCAAUUUGUUUUCCUUACUGCAUUGUAAUAUUUUCUUUUUAGGCAAAUGCUAACUAGUGCCAUUAGAGCAUUGGUUUAACUAAAGGAGAAACUUUUUUAUUAGGAUGCGCAAAAUUACACUGCCAAUGACAUUUUUUACA